UUCAUUUUAAGCGCAAAGUGUGGAUUGAUUGUGGCGUUUUGGAAACGCUGAGAGCAAAAUUGUGUUUCAAUUCAGUAACUGUGUGUUUUUGUAAGUGUGUAUCUUCUCUCAUAGCGGAGUUGCUGUUUGCCGGCUCGCGUAUCCUUCUUUGUGUUACUCUGCAAGCAUGCUUGAACCUCGCAGCGCAGGAGCAGUUUGAACAUCGCCAAACGUUUCUCAACAUCCCAAAACUAUGGCUAGCGAACACUGCUUAUAGAAGAGGAUUACUAAUACCUCCAACAUCACCCUUUCUCUGUGCUUUUCCCGUGCGCUCUCUCAUUCGCGCCUGGAUAGUUGAAGGACAAGUAAAGAGAAAUUGCGCCUUUUUUUCACCGAGCAGCGCUUCAGCGAGAGGAAACAUGGAUGUAUUUUAUCCGUCUGCCGGAGGGAAUGCUAUUCCCGGUGAUCCACAGAACCUGGAUUUUUCCCACUGCUUGGGAUACUACAACUAUAACAAGUUUGGGAAUAACAACAACUACAUGAACAUGGCUGAUGCCAAUGGAGCUCUAUUAGCAGGGGGAGAUACGUUUCAUACUCCAAGUCUUGGUGAUGAGGAGUUUGAAAUACCCCCCAUCACCCCGCCCCCUGAGGUGGAGUCUGGCAUGGGCCUCCAAGAGGUGGACUCAACUUACCCCGGGCUACCCGACCACCCAAACUCUCAUCGCGGGUCAUACAUCCCACAGUUCCCACCCCAGAGCCUGGAGCUUCCCUCAAUCACUAUCUCCAGGAAUAUGAUGGAUCAGGAAGGACAAAUGAACAAUGGACACCCAGGGGGCAUUGGUCAGACACACCUGCGUCAAUACCCAAACCCCACCAUGGUAAUGCGCUCCAUUAUUAAUAUGCACAACCCUAAUGGCAUGAUGUCACAACACCCGCUUACCACCCUCAACCAGUCACAGAUCAGCACACAGCUGGGGCUAAAUAUGACUGGAUCAAACAUAGCUCACACUUCCCCGUCCCCGCCCGCCAGCAAAUCGGCCACGCCCUCUCCCUCGAGCUCAAUUAACGAAGACGAUCAAGAGGAAGGAAACAGGGUGAUUGGCGAAAAGCGUCCCGCCCCCGAUGCUGGUAAGAAGCCAAAGACACCCAAGAAGAAGAAGAAGAAGGAUCCCAAUGAGCCUCAGAAACCAGUGUCUGCAUACGCCCUGUUCUUCAGGGAUACCCAGGCAGCCAUUAAAGGCCAAAACCCUAAUGCCACAUUUGGGGAGGUGUCGAAGAUCGUAGCUUCUAUGUGGGAUGGAUUGGGAGAAGAGCAGAAACAGGUUUACAAAAGCAAAACAGAAGCAGCAAAGAAAGAAUAUCUGAAAGCUCUCGCAGCGUACCGCGCAAGUCUAGUGUCAAAGGCUGCCGCAGAGUCAGCCGAAGCCCAGACUAUUCGCUCAGUGCAGCAGACCCUCGCCUCCACCAGCCUCUCUCCAGGACUUGUACUGCCUUCACCGCUAUCCCAGCACCCUUCCAUGUCUGCUGCCGCACAGGCUCUCCAACAGGCCCUGCCUCGAGCCAUCGCCCCCAAACCUCUGCAGAUGCGCGUGGGCAACAACCAGAUCGUCACCUCCGUUACGGUAGCUCACCAGAGCAUGGCGCCCGGUGGCGUGCAGACGCAGCUGCUAGGGCAGAUGGGCGCGGCCGGCCCGCAGUCGGGCGUGCCGUCGCAAAUGAGUCCACCGAUGCAGUCGCGGCAUGUGGCCAUGCAGCAGCAGAUGCAGCAGCAGCAGAUGCAGCAGCACUUGCAGCACCAUCAAAUGCAGCAGCAGCAAAUGCACCAUCAGCAGAUUCAGCAGCAAAUGCAGCAGCAGCAUUUCCAGCAUCACCUGCAGCAGCAGCUUCAGCAGCAUCACAUGCAACAGCAGCACCAACAAAUGCAACAACAGCAGCAAAUGCAAAUGCAGCACAUGCAGCAGAUGCAUCAGCAUCAAAUGCAGCAGCAUCAAAUGCAGUCACAGCCGCAGUCUCAGUGUUCGCCCGUGCAGCACUCGCCCGGCACGCCUCACUCCGCCUCUCUCGGGAGCCCACCGCCCCCAACUCCGCCCCACCAACACCCAUCGCAAGUACAGGCUCACGCCCAGGUCCUGUCACAAGUGAGCAUCUACUGAACCAAAACCCCCUCAGACCCACAGUCGCAACUCAAAGAGAAAAGCAGAUGGAAGUUGUUAUUAAAAAGCAUCGUUACAAAGUUGCUUUUUUAAGUUGCACUUAAGAAGUGUGUAAGAAAUAUGAAUGUUUUACAAAUAACUGUCCUUUGUUCUAGAUGGAUAUGUGUUUAAAGGACAGAGCAUCUUAGCUGGAUAUUUUGUCUAUAAGAUAGGCUGAGCUACAGGGAAGUCUGUUCAUAGACUUGAGUGCCCCGUAGUCAUUUGUAUGUACAUUUAGUUUUUUUCUCUCUGUUGUGGAGUUUAAACCGUGCCGGAGCAUGACAACGAUGACAAAAACUUUCGAGGUGAUCGCAGAAGCACCUGAUGGGUUUUAUUUAAGAGCUUUAUUUAUGAGGUUGGCGUCAUUUGGAUUGACUGUCACCACCAGACAAAACAAAGACAAAAAGGCACUGUAUUAAUAAAGGGAAGGUAAUGAACUGAACAAUACACAGGUACUUAACUAGUCAUCAGAGAUACGUUUUAUUGGCUCUUGCACUCUCUGGCCAGCGUUUUGUGAGUCCUACCUUCUUUUUCUCCUCGGCAGUGCCACAGAUGAAACUGUUUAACAGUCACCGCUGGGAAAUUCACAUCAAAUCAACCUGCUUUUGUAACAGAGUGGUGUUUGAGACUCUCAUGCCACGUUAUCAAACAGGAAAAAACACUCUUGGAUUUUGCUGGACAGAACAAUGGACAGACUUCCACUUUAAUCAUCAUGUCUCCUAACACUUUCUGUGAUCUGCUGUAUGUGUUUGAGGAAAGAGCAGAAGUUUAUGGAGGUUCUUCUUUGGCCAAACCAUCAAGAUUCUCAUUCAGUCCCCCGUGCGUAAUAACGGCACUCCAAAAAAUGUUCUUCUCUGUAAUUAUCUUUACCUCAAAAGUUUUAUUGAAUAAGUUAUGUUUUUGUUUAUUUCUUUUGUGUAAUGAUAACAUAUUUUAUGGAAAAAAGGAUAAAUUACUGGUUAACUGGUAUUUUUAUUUUAUGAUACCCCACACUUUACAACGAGGACAACUAUAGACAGCAGUUUUAUCAGAUCUGUUUUCGAAGGACAUGGAAGUAUUUCGUGCCAGCUGUAAAUGAAUCAAUGGUAAAAGAAAAUGAAGUUGUACAUUUUUCAUACCUCUUGUUGUAAAGUUUUAAUAUGUGAGGCUUUAAACGCAGAAGUUGGCGAGCUGACCAGUGUGUCCUGCUUUAUGUCAUAGCGCUCUUUUCUACUUUUUUAUGAGUUACAGUACAGUAGCAACGAUUCGUUUUGUUUGUGUUUUUGCUUACAACUCCAAAUUAAUCGCUUUUAAUGGCAGAAAAAUAAAUAAGGUUCAAGUCGGUUGGAAGCUCCACCUGUUUUUAAACUUCCACAUGUCUUUAUUAUUAAGUUACACGUUUUGUUUCUGACAUCCAAAAAUGUUUAAAAAGAGGCAUUCCAUCAUCACUAUGAUACUAGCCAUAAUUUUGUAUUAUAUUUCUCUGUGUCUCACUGUUUGCAAUUAAAAUAACAAUCAAACA
This is a messenger RNA of Paramisgurnus dabryanus, 3672 nucleotides long. RefSeq names its product TOX high mobility group box family member 3 (gene tox3). NCBI's taxonomy places the organism in Eukaryota, Metazoa, Chordata, Actinopteri, Cypriniformes, Cobitidae. Gene Ontology annotation, molecular function: chromatin DNA binding. Gene Ontology annotation, cellular component: nucleus. Gene Ontology annotation, biological process: regulation of transcription by RNA polymerase II. The record is from RefSeq and is a predicted model, not a curated record.